This is a messenger RNA of Plenodomus lingam JN3, 1449 nucleotides long. RefSeq lists its product as uncharacterized. Lineage: Eukaryota; Fungi; Ascomycota; Dothideomycetes; Pleosporales; Leptosphaeriaceae. Gene Ontology annotation, cellular component: membrane. The record is from RefSeq and is a predicted model, not a curated record. Gene Ontology annotation, molecular function: transmembrane transporter activity. Gene Ontology annotation, biological process: transmembrane transport.
AUGUCGUCCCAAUCAACUGAGUCGAAGAAUAGCCAUGUCGUCGAAAAUAAGCAAGAAUGCUCCGCUAGACCUUGCACGACUGGCGAACAGGCCAUUGCACAGGAAGACGUCCAUGUCAACAACAACGACGAGACGACGAGCCAUGAUAAAGAAGCGCAAUUAGAUGCAAGGUCCACACGCACUACGGAGUCGACUAUCCCUCCACCUCCCGAUGGCGGGCUUCACGCUUGGCUCAAGGUUUUUGGCGGGUUUAUGAUUUAUAUCAACAUCUGGGGCUUCACUCUAACCUACGGCGCCUUCCAAUCCUACUACCGCACCACCCUCCUCCGCACCUCCACCCCCUCCGCCAUCUCCUGGAUCGGCACCACCCAAGCCUGGCUCCUCAUCGUCAUCGGUACCGCCUCUGGCCCGCUCUUCGAUCUCGGGUAUUUCCGCUCCAUGCUGCUGGUGGGCAAUUUCCUCGUCGUGGUGGGCAUCAUGAUGUUGAGCCUGAGCACGACGUACUGGCAGGUGUUUUUGAGUCAGGGCCUGUGUAUGGGGGCCGGGGCCGGGUUGCUGUAUAUACCGAGUUUGGCGCUGGUCGGGGUUUGGUUUAGUAAGAAGAGGGUGUUGGCGACUAGUAUAGUGAUGAGUGGGAUUGCGGUUGGAGGAGUCAUCUACAUCAUGAUGUUCAACCGCCUCCUCCGUACCUCCACCUUCCCCUGGGCCAUACGCGCCAUCGGCUUCGUCGCCCUAGCCUGCGCCCUACUCUCCAUCCCCGCCCUCCUCAGCGGCUCCGCCUGGCUCAAGCGCCCCCGCAAACGACGCGCCCUAUACGACAAAUCCGCCCUGCGCGACCCCCUCUUCCUCAUCUUCACCUGCUGCUCCUUCACCACCUUUCUCGGCUACAUUGUGCCCUUCUUCUACAUACCCACGUAUGCACGCGAGCGCCUCGGCUCCGACGAGAGCACCGCGCUGUACAUGUUGGUGCUGGCUAUUGCGGGGAGCUUCUUUGGGAGGCUGGCGAGUGGGGUGACGGCGCAUUAUUUGGGGGCGAUUGUGACGUGGGGGGCUAAUGCGUUUGCGAGUGGGGUGUUGGCGUUGUGUUGGAUGGGGAUUCGGAGGGAGAGGGAGUUUGUUGCGUUUAGUAUUUUGUGGGGCUUCUUCUCCGCCGCCCUCGUCACCAUCCCCUCCGCCGCCUUCACAAACAUCACCCCCGACCUCUCCCGCCUCGGCACCCGCCUCGGCAUGUCCUGGAGCGUCUCCAGCAUCGCCACCCUCAUCGGCGCUCCGAUCGCCGGCGCCCUGCUCGGCCGCUCCCGGCAGCGCAACGCAGACGGUGUCUGGACAGAGACGACGGAUUUUCGCGGCGUUCAGAUUUGGAGCGGGGUUUGUUUGUUGCUGGGGGCGGGGUUUGUGGGUGUGCUCUGGUGGAGGGCGCGGAGGGGGGGUGGGGGGUGGAGGGUUUGA